AUGGGAAUGGCCGCCGUUAGGCCUGUCAGAAUGCGAAAAGAGGGUCGCAAAGGAGAGAGCGAAAGCGAAGAGAAGGCUAGCGAUCCUCUCCCAAUUGUGUCUCAUCUUGGCGUGCAGUUGGACCCAUCCAACCAUACGAUGUUCGGCAGGACUCGGUUCGCGCUGCCCGUUGCCCCGACCAAUCCUUUCACUGAAGUGGGUCCUUUUUUCCUCUUCUGA
Penicillium manginii is the source of this 219-nucleotide messenger RNA. RefSeq lists its product as uncharacterized. The record is from RefSeq and is a predicted model, not a curated record. Bases 1 to 219 code for a protein of 72 amino acids. Lineage: Eukaryota; Fungi; Ascomycota; Eurotiomycetes; Eurotiales; Aspergillaceae. The transcript has a single exon.